GUACAAGCUUUGAGUGCAUGGUGGCCACUCCACUCAUUUUCUUUCCUAUAAACAAGAAGAGAAAGCAUAACUUUUGAUAAUCUCACACACCAAAUUUCUUGCUUGAUCAACUGUAGAAAAUGGAAGUUAGGCUGUCCCCACCAUCAACGCAUUUCUUUGUUUCUUGACCUAUUUAACAAGGGUCUCUUGAUGCAGAAGCUUAUCCAAAGAUGACUAAUCUGAGCUUGGUUUCUUGCUUCAACGUAUGCAGGGAUCAGACGCAGGUCUCAGGGCCCGGGACGAGGAUCUGGAACUGCACGGAGAAGACCAUUGAGCUUCAAGUGAGAGUCGGGUGUAUACUGAAGAAGGUUCACACAUUGAAGGCGGGGUCAUCAAAGAGGUUGAAGAGCAAGAACAUCUACAAGGCGUACAUGCCGGGAAAGGCUAAGGGGAUAAAGGAUUUGCUUUACUACUAUGAUGAAACAUGCCAUCCAUACAUAUGGAUACAUGAUGCUGGGUGUGAUUUUUCUAGGAUGCUUAAGCAGCAGUAUAUUAGUCUUGAGGAUUUGAGAGAUUGUUCGGAGAUCAAAGUCUUUAGGGAUCAUCAGAGGGGAUGCAUAACGGUUCGUAAGAAAUCGAGGCCUGAUUUUUGUUGAUGUUAUGAUCCAGGAUUCUUGCUUCUUUGUUUCUUGUUUCUUUUCUUUUGUAAUUUGUCACUGUUGUUUCCCGAAACUCUCUUGUGAAUGUUUCUGUAAGAUGCAAUUUUUUGUUUUCAGAUGGAACUUCUAAAUGUUCAUGUUAGUGACAACUUUCUUUUUUUGACU
Salvia hispanica is the source of this 803-nucleotide messenger RNA. RefSeq names its product RING zinc finger protein. NCBI's taxonomy places the organism in Eukaryota, Viridiplantae, Streptophyta, Magnoliopsida, Lamiales, Lamiaceae. The record is from RefSeq and is a predicted model, not a curated record.